Protopterus annectens (West African lungfish) is the source of this 569-nucleotide messenger RNA. Its product is annotated as protein unc-13 homolog B-like. Gene Ontology annotation, molecular function: syntaxin-1 binding; calmodulin binding; diacylglycerol binding. The transcript is spliced from 5 exons. The record is from RefSeq and is a predicted model, not a curated record. Bases 1 to 534 code for a protein of 177 amino acids. Gene Ontology annotation, biological process: synaptic vesicle priming; synaptic transmission, glutamatergic; presynaptic dense core vesicle exocytosis. Gene Ontology annotation, cellular component: neuromuscular junction; presynaptic active zone cytoplasmic component; presynaptic membrane. Lineage: Eukaryota; Metazoa; Chordata; Ceratodontiformes; Protopteridae.
AUGUUGCAGGCUUCCUUCCAGGCUUGCUCAGGGCGUGUCGCAGGCUUCUUUCCAGGCUUGCUCAGGGCAUGUCGCAGGCUUCCUUCCAGGCUUGCUCAGGGCGUGUCGCAGGCUUCCUUCCAGGCUUGCUCAGGGCGUGUCGCAGGCUUCCUUUCAGAUAAAUUUAACACCUAUGUGACCUUGAAAGUUCAGAAUGUGAAAAGCACAACAGUUGCAGUACGAGGUGAACUACCUUGCUGGGAGCAGGACUUCAUGUUUGAGAUCAGCCAACUGGACUUGGGAUUAAUUGUGGAGGUCUGGAACAAAGGAUUAAUCUGGGACACCAUGGUUGGAACUGUGUGGAUACCGCUGAAGAGCAUUCGUCAGUCUGAUGAAGAAGGACCAGGGGAGUGGGCAACAUUAGAAGCAGAGGUCUUGAUGAAGGAUGAUGAGAUCUGUGGAACGAAUAACCCAACACCUCAUAAGAUUUUGUUGGACACUCGUUUUGAGCUACCAUUUGACAAGCUACCUGAAACAACUCAAAAGCUGCCAUGAAUCCUUACUGUAAAGCUCAACAUCGGAACGUCUAA